AUGGCAAAAAGGGUAUUAUGUCAAGAUAUCUUCUGGUCAUGUGACGGCACCUCGUUUGUUUCUGUGCACAGUGAUUUUGGCAUUAGGCAGUAUUUGGUGCCAGAAGAAGUUGAUACAUGCAAGAGAAAGAAAACCUUGUUGCUACCCUUCAGCAGGUUUUUCAGGAACCAAUCUAUCGUUUCGUGUGCGCUUGACCCAUUCUACUCGCUUUACGACGGAACAUCCGGCGGAAUAACUAAUGACAAGAUCGUGAUUGCCGCCAAAAACUUUCCCUUGCAACUGUAUUCCAUAAUGGACGGAAAGUGCGUUGCAAGCUACGAAACUACGAACGAAGCAAAUGAAGAAUACGAGACUGCGUACAGCGUGAAAAUCGAUGCCGAAGCGCACAUAUAUACCGGAUCGCACCGAAACAAAGUGGCUGUGUAUGACAUGCACCGGCGGGAAGUCGUAUGGACAUACCGGAGCACCAAGAAAGCAAGCAAGGGCGGACAAACCAUCAUAUCGUGCUUUGAAGACCAUCCAGCAGGAAGCCAUCCGCCAAGAGGCACCUUGCUGUGUGGCAGUUAUGCAAAUGAAGUAUUUCAAGUAGACUGUCGCCACAAAAGGCUAGAGAGAAUGAACCAUGCCGGCAAAGCAGCCAGUGGAAUUGUGCAAAUUCUCACAAGCGACAACGGGCGCUACAUAUAUGUUGUCAGACGCAACAGCGACGCAAUUAGUGUUUAUGACCGGCGGGUUUUACAGCGCGAAGUAAACAUGCUAGCGCUACCCUUUCGGAUCCGCCAUGACUCUGCUAAGUAUAAAGCAUGUAUGGAUUCGAUUUAUGGGCUAAGUAUGGGCACGCCGUGGGGGACAGUACUGAAUUGGAGUCGUGACCUUGUUGAAUUUGGAGGAGUCUCCUCACACCGGGCCGCGGAAAAACAGACUUCUGUCUCCAUACCGCCGGAGUCUGAGUGGUACAUUCAUACUGAUUCCGAUGUUCCUGCGAUGGCGGUUUUAAAGAAUUGUCCCGGAGAUCCCGACCUCUUGGCGUUAGCUCACGGGGGCACCAUCUCAUUAGGCAGGCUCGGCGGCUAA
Molecule: messenger RNA, 1074 nt
Organism: Saccharomyces kudriavzevii IFO 1802
Lineage: Eukaryota; Fungi; Ascomycota; Saccharomycetes; Saccharomycetales; Saccharomycetaceae
Gene: SWT21
Product: Swt21p
Exons: 1
Coding region: 1-1074 (357 amino acids)
Molecular function (GO): protein binding
Source: RefSeq, a predicted model, not a curated record